Messenger RNA from Eruca vesicaria subsp. sativa (arugula), 1483 nucleotides. Lineage: Eukaryota; Viridiplantae; Streptophyta; Magnoliopsida; Brassicales; Brassicaceae. The record is from the annotation of a GenBank genome assembly.
AACACUGCUUCCAACAUUCACUCGUCUCCUCUAAAACGCGUUCCUCCCUCAUUAAAAACAAACCCUCUCUCUCCCAUUUGACCUAAAAAAAAAAAUCUAAUCAAACCGAUUCGAUUCGUUUCUCUCCAAAACAAAAUGGUAUCAGCGCGUGAGGAGUUCGUGUACAUGGCCAAGCUCGCGGAGCAGGCCGAGCGUUACGAGGAGAUGGUCGAGUUCAUGGAGAAAGUCUCCGCCUCCGUCGACGGCGACGAACUCACCGUCGAGGAGCGCAACCUCCUCUCCGUGGCCUACAAGAACGUGAUCGGCGCACGGCGCGCCUCGUGGCGCAUCAUCUCCUCGAUCGAGCAGAAGGAGGAGAGCCGCGGCAACGACGACCACGUGGCGGCGAUCCGCGAUUACAGAUCCAAGAUCGAGACGGAGCUGACGGGGAUCUGCGAAGGGAUACUGAAGCUUCUCGACGCGAGGCUGGUGCCCGCCGCUGGGAGUGGGGACUCGAAGGUGUUUUAUUUGAAGAUGAAAGGGGAUUAUCAUAGGUAUUUGGCUGAGUUUAAGACUGGUCAGGAGAGGAAAGAUGCUGCUGAGAAUACCUUAUCUGCUUAUAAGGCUGCUCAGGAUAUUGCGAAUGAGGAGCUGGCUCCUACUCAUCCGAUUCGUCUAGGUCUGGCGUUGAAUUUCUCUGUGUUUUACUAUGAGAUCUUGAACUCUCCUGAUCGUGCCUGCAGCCUUGCUAAACAGGCCUUUGAUGAUGCCAUAGCGGAGUUGGACACUCUAGGUGAAGAGUCAUACAAGGACAGCACCUUGAUCAUGCAGCUUCUCCGUGACAAUCUCACUCUCUGGACAUCCGACAUGCAGGAUGAUGCUGCGGAUGAGGAGAUCAAGGAAGAGUCAGCUCCAAAACCAGCCGAGUAACAGCAGUAACAAAGUCUAUUUGACUGAACUGCUAGUUUCUAGGGGUCUGAACUUUUAUUCAUUCAUCGCAUCCCUAGCAAGUUGAACCUUCAGUCAUCAUCUUCUAUCUCUUUGCCUUAUUUUCUCUUCUUUUUUUGUUGUUCUGUCUUUCUUUGUUUUUUUUAUUUGGGAUGUGGAUUUUAAUGUCUGCUAUCAAACCUUGCUUUGUGUGUUUCUAAUCAAUUUGAAGAUCAUAAAGGCUCUGUCCUUAUAUUGCUGCGUUGAUUGUUCUCAAAUUUUUAAAAUGAGACUUGUUUUAUUUGACGGUUGUUAAGCUAAUUUACAUUACCAAUUAAGGGUUCUGAAAUCAAUUAUCGAACUUGAUUCUAUGAAAAGAACUUUAUAUUAGCUAUGCCCACUCGUUAUUGGUUUACAUGUAAGUAGAUAAAAUAAAGCAAAAACACUCACGAUGUGAUGAUUCUGACUUUGGUUUUGUGUAUCUUAUUCUCUAACUCUGUUUCUCUUGUUUUGCACAAGCAAGAGUACUUUUAACAAACACUAGUUGCAUACCCUCCGCACAAGCGCGGGACUGAGG